Messenger RNA from Fusarium oxysporum Fo47, 1496 nucleotides. RefSeq lists its product as uncharacterized. Bases 279 to 1154 code for a protein of 291 amino acids. NCBI's taxonomy places the organism in Eukaryota, Fungi, Ascomycota, Sordariomycetes, Hypocreales, Nectriaceae. The record is from RefSeq and is a predicted model, not a curated record. The transcript is spliced from 2 exons.
AACUGAAACUCUUUCUGUAAAUAUCCGCGCCAAGUCUCGCUUCGUUUCGACCUCUUCAACCAUCCUUUGCCUGUGUUACAGAGCCUUUUGGCCGAUGAUCUGUCAGCUGCUUGUAUCUCCAAGUACUAUUUUAUAGCUCGAGAGGGGUACCGACCGUAACGGAAUUUUUGUCUUAUUUUACCGUCGGUCCACAAGCCGCAGAGUACCAGACGUUUCCGCGCCGCGCCGCAAGCCGCAAUUCGUUCAACGGACCAAAACCCGCAUUUUCAUAUCACAUCAUGUCCACCUCGCAGUAUCUCCAAGAUCUCAACAGGGAUGGGUUUGUGGUCAUAAAGUCAAUCGCGAGCAAGGAUAAGCUCGAUGCUCUCCGCGAGGUCAGCUCAAAGGCCACUCAGCUGGCUCGCGAAGGGCAAUGGCCUUACGUACGAACUGUAGGAAAACAGUUCCCACCAUGGGAUGCCAGUCAGGCACGUGAGCAUGGAAUAUGGGGUGUCCAACAUCUCAUGAACCCUGAUCUCCCUGGUCAUGAGCUAUUCACAGAGCUGUACUUCUCUGAAGCCAUUCUCGGCAUUGUUAAGCAGCUGCUGCAAUGCCAAGACGAGCAUCUCGUGAUGGAGCUGUUCAACAUGCUUGUCAGGCCAGAAAGGGAUUUUGAGUUGAGGUGGCAUCGUGAUGAUAUCCCCGCUGAGGCUAGUGAGGACGAGGAGAUGGAGCGUCUUGGCAAGCAUGCCUACCAUGCUCAGUAUAACUUCGCUCUAUGGGAUGAUGAUUCUCUCAUCGUCGUGCCUGGCUCGCACAAGCGCGCUAGGACCUCAACUGAGCGAAACGCAGAUCCCUUUGCCAAGUUCCUGCCAGACCAGCUCAUCGUCAAGCUGCAGCCCGGCGAUAUUGUCUUCUAUAAUAAUAAUAUUCUGCACCACGGGGCUUACAGUAGCAGCAAGGAGCGAAUGACACUACACGGCUCUGUUGGCCAUGUGCAGGGCAGCACUCUUCGAGCAAGGAACGUUCUACAGCAUGGAAUUGGUAACUGGGUUGACAAAUGUGCUUUCGAGUCGCUCCCGGAGGAAGAUAGGCACAGGGCCGACGGUAUGAGACAGCGUCUAAUCCAGCUUGGCAGUGAGAGCGGUCAAGUUGGUUACUCACUCCAAGGCUGACCCUGAGAGGCUGAGAAAAGCGAGGCCGGCACCAACACCUUCUGAUGCCGUUGUUUGGAUAUAUCAAGGCCCAAGGGCGCUAAGUAGGGCACAUCCUGUAACAAAUUGAAGAAACCAAAAGCAGCAGGGUGACAUUGAACGUGACCUGACGAACUACAAUUCUCCAUCUGAUGCUGAAAAUCUACUGACCAAGGGACGCAAGAAAGGAAAAACUCAACGUCUUGAUGCUUAGAAAAGUAGUUUCGUAUGAACUGAGAAGGCUCCUUAGCUAGUGUCGGCACCAGCAGGCAUGAGUUUGAACAACGUCUCUGAUCAGACACAGUUCGAACCAUUGCCAGUGUU